This is a messenger RNA of Marchantia polymorpha subsp. ruderalis, 2626 nucleotides long. The record is from the annotation of a GenBank genome assembly. Lineage: Eukaryota; Viridiplantae; Streptophyta; Marchantiopsida; Marchantiales; Marchantiaceae.
CAUCGGGUGGUCAUGACUGGAUACGAGUUGCAUUGAAAGUUGGAUGGCGCAUAGUUUACCGGAAUGAAUUUUUCAGUCCAUACGUGUGGGAAAUGCACGCAGCUUUGCUGCAAUUUCAAAACUGCGUGCUGCUUGGACUUCAAAAGCUUGCACUGGAUGUUCAGAAUGUGCAUUGAUUUAUUGGAAAGAAAGGUCGAAAUCUGGAAUAUCCGAGGCACGAACGAACUGAGAGCGUCCAGCGCAUUAAUAGAAGUUUUCUCAUGAAAUGCGAUUGGCAGAAGACCCGUUAAGAUUUCCAUAUGCUGCUCCGGGUUUGGAGAUGAGUGAAGCACCACCCAGACCUGGAAAAUUGAGGAGAGCAGAGGGCAUCAGGGAUCCAAAUCAUUGCAGAAGUCAGCCGGCAGAGAAGCGCAGUCAGGCACCAGACGUAUUCCCGGCUCCAACUGUGGAGGAUACUCGUGUUAUUCAACAUGGAACCACGACUGGCACGGUGACGCUUGCCAGCAGUGGCGAGAAGGUGCUGCUCGAUGAGCCUACGGAUCCUGGAAAGUCACCAGGAGGCGAGCAAGGAGAGGACCUUAUGCCUACGGUUUACGGUUCCAGGAACUCGUCAGGAGAGUAUGACUACCUCGUCUCGGAAUCAUUAGCGAUAGGAAAUUAUCCAUGUGCAGAGAAAUCCCCUCUUGCGAUAGAACCAGCGACAGCCUCCGAGAGAGCAUCGGCAUCCGAACCAUGUACCUCAAAACCGCGUGCAAACAAUGGAGAUGUAGGACGCGCAGGUACGCACCAAAACGCCUCGUCUCUUCCUUCUCCAAAACCUUACCCCCACACGGGGAGGAGAGGUGCCUUGAGAUUUGCACACAGCAUCGGAAGUUCAUCGGCAAAGUCGUUCUUCUCCCGGAUCCACGAAAUUCUAGAAGGAAGCACCGGUCGGUCGUUAUCGAGCAAAGAGCUCACGACACCGUCCGAGGACCAUGAACCAAGCAGAGCGAAGCCUCCAAAUCAACACGAUCAUGAAGAGGAAUCUUCAAAGACUGCUGCUCACAUGGCAGAUGCAUCCACCUCCCCAGUACUGGAAGAGGAACUAAAAACGGGAGAUGGGAAGUUAACAGCCAGUGCCGAGUGCUCUUCCGCAAAGAUGUUGCUGUCCAGGAGCAAUUGUUUGUCCAGACAAUCCAGCUAUAGCCCAGCAUCUUCUUUUGAAGAUUUCGCUCCCGCCAAAGAUGGAUCGUCGAUCUCCGUCGAGGCAAAGUGUUGCGCCGAUGAGCACUCAAGCCGAAUUCGACAUCCUGUGGACAUUACUUUAGACAAAAGCUCCUCAGUCAAGCACCAUGAUCGAGAGUCACAUGCCCUCCCACUUUCGGAAAACACAUCCAGUCCGAGAAAGAAUCUGGGAAGCUCGUCACACACAGCUCUCUACUCGGAAUUGAGUGGGUUUCAAGAGGCAAUCGGCGGCAGCUCCGCCUCUGCCACAGACGCACCACCGCUGCACGUUGCUGUGCAGGAGGCAUUAGACUCGACUGACGGAGGCGAGCAGCAUCGGGACAUCGGGAAUACAUCGGCGAGACAUCUCCUCUGCCGAACAAAAGGUUUCAGACAGCCGGGCGAUGCCGGAUCCGUUCCACAUCCAGACAGCGCUCCGAUCACAGAAACAUCUCCGGGAGCGGAUUGGACGGGAAAUGGACGAUUGAAGGGUCGAGCUCAAGCAGAGCUCAAGGAAGCUGGAGAAGUCGAGAACCCGCCACUCGUCGAGUACUCGACGGACUCUUCAACCUCGUCCAUCGAAAUCAAAUACGAAUCGCCCCGUCCGUCGGGAUUGCCGGCAGCAAGAGCCGCCUCGGCUCACGAGAAUCCAACCGUAAUCUCCACGGAGCCAUCUCGCGAGGGCGAGAUCAGUGUGCCAACGGCAUGCGAGUGUUCAUCGGUGCAAGACCAUUUCCGAUGCUCGGACCCUCCCUCCCCUUCCCCGUCCUCGUUCCGGCGGUCGGACCAGGAAAGAUUCCUCGAUCCCUCGUCCCGGCGUCCGAACACGCAAGACGGAGGCGGCAGCACGUCCGCGAAGUCGUUCUUCUCUAGGACCAAAGGUUUCCGGCAGCCGAGCGGCCAUGGUCGAUCACUCUCCGCUACCCAUAUCGCUGAAGUCCCUGAAGCUGCGGUUGCCUCGUGGGAACAGAAAUCUACGCUGGGGACAGGAACCAUGCCACAGUCGCCUUGAUUUCAUCGUCAUAUCUGCACCGUGGUCGACCGUGGUCUUCGCCUUGUGGAGUUCUACCUCUUGAAUCCCGUGUACAUUGAAUCCAGCUCCCAAACGAUGACACUAUAGUCGUUUUCCCAACAUGAUAGUAUUUUCACGAAUUGAUGCAGCAUUGUCAACUGAGAAUGCAUUUGGAUAGGAGAUUAGUAAUCACCUUGGGAGGUUUUUUGACUGUCCAAAGAUUAUUUGUUUGCGCUCUGAAGGGAUUUGAACUUCUUCGUUCUUUUUUCGUCAGAGGUAAAUUUUACAAUCACAGGCCCAGGUUAUAAAAGUUACUCAUGGCAGAUGCGGGAGUAUUUUUCUCAAGAUGGAGUGGUUGUGAACCUUGGGACGAGCUCCACAUCCGUUAUGACAAAUUACAAUUGCGACCAG